Messenger RNA from Bacillus rossius redtenbacheri, 2467 nucleotides. RefSeq lists its product as uncharacterized. NCBI's taxonomy places the organism in Eukaryota, Metazoa, Arthropoda, Insecta, Phasmatodea, Bacillidae. Bases 216 to 2111 code for a protein of 631 amino acids. The record is from RefSeq and is a predicted model, not a curated record. The transcript has 3 exons.
UUUUAAAUUUGUAAUCAUUUGUUUAUUUAUCUUUUCAUGCUUUCAGACAAAAAGGUUUUUUAUAAAUAUUUAUUCUUAUACAAGUCUUAUUAUCUUAAAAGUUUUUAAGUGAUUCAUUUUAUAUUUUAUGGAAAUCACCCUACAUCAAACAAGAAAGGAAAACAAUUUCAUACUAAUACAACUUAAAAUUACAAAAGUGAGAACUUGCAUAUAAAAUGCAAAACGAUACAGCUUUAAACAGCAAAAGAAAUUCUGUGAAACGGGACAGAAGCAAUGUCUUGCUAACCAUACUGAUGAAACUUGGCCUUGAUGAAGGCCAGGAAAAACAGGACAAAAUAACCCUCGCCGAACUGAAGAGAUAUAGGCAGCAAGUCACCCAAAUUGCGAGAUGUCUUCCGCAGAACUGCCCAUACUGCGUGAUUACAGAGGCCAGUUUGUUAGAUGGGACCAGGACAUUCAAGAUCCUGAAACAUCUGAACAGUAUCGAAGCCUCGGUCAGAAGAGAGGAGGAAAGGGCGAUCCAAAAAGGAACCGAAGAAGAUGAAUGCCCGGAAACUGACGAGGCGCCCUCGGAGAACAUUGUCGCAGCCGUCGCACCCGUGGUGCAGUCAGCGAGACCGGGCAGCGCAAGAAGACCACCGCCGACGAAGCAAGUAGUGGAUAGAAGAGAAGUGUACAAGAAACGCGAAGUGAGCAAAGUGCAGACUUCAGCUCCCAAGUCCCGACAAGAGAGAACAGCGGUGAAAGAGGGCGUGACCUCGAAGAGGACAGUGAGGACCGUGAUGGCAGAGAAGUUGGAGGAUGAGUCGCAAGGAGGAGAGGAAGAGCUCGCCCUGUACAGGCCAGCUGGAACAGGCGUGCCCGAGGACAGGACGUCGAAGGUGUACCAGGAGAUCGACACGAACAUCACGCCGGAGUCCCUGCAGAGGGAGCACGCCUUCCUGCAGCACGAGGUGAUCCGGCUGAGGGACGUGCUGCAGGACGCCGUCAACGAGCUGAGCAGGCGCGCCGGGAAGGGCGUGCCCGCGCGCCCAGGGGUCGAGUGCGGCGGGCGCACGGCGGCCCCCCAGGCCCAGCUCGACGAGUGCAUCAAGCAGCUGUCCAACGUGCGGCGCUUCCUGGACGAGUGCGCCGGCUCGGACGGCUUCUCCAAGCUGAUGGAGCUGCUGCAGCAUCCCGCGCGCUGCUGCGACCUGGACGACGAGAUGUUCCACAUCCACGGCUUCCUCGGGGGCGUCCCCAUCGUCGUUAACCUGGACCCGGAAGGAAAGCUUGAUCGAAGGCGCAAGCCAUCGAAAGGAGACAAGGUUUUAGAACCGCCACCGGUCCCUGAGCCGGUGGAACCCGAGCCGGUAGAACCUGAGCCGGAGGAACCAGAACCGGUGGAACCUGAGCCGGAGGAACCAGAACCAUUGGAACCUGAGCCGGUGGAACCUGAGCCGGUUGAACCAGAACCAUUGGAACCUGAGCCGCUGGAACCUGACCCACUGGAACCUGAGCCGGUGGAACCUGAGCCGGAGGAACCUGAACCGGUGGAACCUGAGCCGGAGGAACCAGAACCGGUGGAACCUGAGCCGGUGGAACCUGAGCCGGUGGAACCUGAGCCGCAAGAACCUGAACCUGAGCCACGCGCCUCUGAGCCGCUGCCACCUGAGCCGGCUGCUCUUCCACCAGCAGACGGGGUUCACAGGUUGAAAGGCUCGCCCAGCAAGGGAAUGCCUUAUUACCCGACCGUGAAGUCGCUGCCCCAAGCCGACAAAUAUAUGGAAGGUGAUGCGAAGGAGGAACUGAUGGCGCUUGACAAGAACGUGUUAGCUCUGGCUGCCGUCGCCGCACCCUGCUGCAGACAGACCUUCCUGGACGAGUCUUCUGACGAGGAGCUUCCGUACAGCGUGAGUCUGAUGUCACUUCCAUUAGACAAGUCGGAUUACGAGGAUAUCAGAGCUAGAAUAAAGAAGAACCAGAAAGCAGACAAAGACGUCCAUCACUUGCAUCCGAAGACCGAAAACUCGGACAACUUAAUCGAUAACAGUUUUGGUUUGAAGCAAGGAGAGAAAGAGAACGGUGUUUGUGCAGAACUCUCACCGUUGCCUGAGUCCAACAGUCAAUGAAACUGAGACUACAAAUAAUCUACAUUAUGAACUGAGUUACUUGGAAUAAAACAACUUAGUGCGGAUCCAUUCAUACACUUAAUAAUUACUUUUAUAUAAAUUAUUUAGUAAAAUGUUUAUGCAAUAAGCAUAUUAUGUGCAAGUCUGUAUAAACCAAACACAAAAUAUUCUUUUAAAAAUUAGUGUGUGUAAAAUCGAAAUUUGUUUACUUGUAGUUCUGGCACUAUCUGUGUUAAAACAGAAAUAAUCUAUAAACAAAUAACUAGCGGUUGAACAUUCUCGAGAAUAUUUCUUUCUUCAAUACAAUGAUUUAUUCAUUUUGUAUGUACUGCUAAAAACACGACCAGUGAAUAACA